This is a messenger RNA of Quercus lobata, 495 nucleotides long. RefSeq lists its product as uncharacterized. The transcript has a single exon. The record is from RefSeq and is a predicted model, not a curated record. Bases 1 to 495 code for a protein of 164 amino acids. Gene Ontology annotation, molecular function: nucleic acid binding; zinc ion binding. Lineage: Eukaryota; Viridiplantae; Streptophyta; Magnoliopsida; Fagales; Fagaceae.
AUGGAAAAAGAUAAAGGUAAGACAGUGAAAUUUAAUCAGCCCUGGAAAGGAAAAUCUUCCCAUAACUCCUCUAAGAAGAAUACCACUAAGUACCCGCCAAGAGCUGUACAAAAAUGUGCCCAUUAUGGAAGGCCUCAUUCUGGGGAGUGCCGUGCUGCCAACAAUACAUGUUUUCGUUGUGGCAAACCUGGGCAUUUUAUUAGGGAUUGCCCAAAUAAUCCUAACAAGGGAAACUCCAAUGCUGGAAGUGGACAAAAGAGGCCAAUGGUCCAGGGAAGAGUUUUUGCCCUCACUAAACAAGAUGCACAAGUAGCAUCGGAUGUGGUAUCAGGUACUCUCAAUCUUUGCUCUAAAGCUGCUCAUGUUUUCUUUGAUUCUGGCUCUUCACACUCUUUUGUAUCCCCUACUUUUGCUGAUAUGUUACAUAUGAGUCCUGAGUUGUUGGAUUGUGAACUAUGGGUGUCUACUCCUUCGGGUGUAAUUUUGUGUGCUUAA